UGCUGGGGGCUGAGCGCUUGCCGGGGCGUCCGCGGCGGAUGCAGCCUCCCUCCCUCCCUCCCCUGGCCGAGCCUCCCCGCGCUCAUGCCCAGCGCGGAGCCCGCGGCGCUCGGGCGCUGCCGUGCGCGGGGAGCAGCAGCCGGGCCGGGGCCGUGAUCCGCGAUCCGGCCGGGCCAUGAUCCGGCCGCGCCGCCGCCCCUGAGCCGCUCCCGGCGCCGCGCAGCCCCCGGCCCCCGGGCCCCUCUCUAACAGGUGGCUCGGUGCCUGCCCGCUCCCCGGCGGCUCCUGCGCCUCUCUCCUGCUCCCCGCCGCCGCCUAACAGGUGGUGGUGCCGCCGCGCCUUCCUCCGUACAGCGGGCAUGGGGAACCAGGUGGAGAAGCUGACCCAUCUCAACUACAAGGAAGUUCCCACGGCCGACCCGACAGGUAUGGACAGGGAUGAAGGGCCCAGGAUCGGGGUCUCCUACAUCUUUUCGAAUGACGAUGACGAGCUGGAGCAGCAGCAGGAUUCGGUGCAUGACCCGGGGGGUGAGAACCCUGCCCUGCAGCCCUACGAUCCCCAGCUGCACGAGGUGGAGUGCUCGGUCUAUUACCGGGAUGAGUGUAUUUACCAGAAGAGCUUUUCAGAGGAGGACGCGCAGUUAGAGGAGGGUGACGAAGGAGGUGGGGGGCACCUGAGCACCUACACCCCGGAGAACCUGCUGAAUAGGUGCAAGCCAGGCGACCUGGUGGAGUUUGUGUGCCAAGCGCAGUACCCGCACUGGGUGGUGUACGUCGGGGAUUUUCAAGUCGUGCACCUGCACCGGCUGGAGGUGGUGAACAGCUUCCUGACCGACGCCAGCCAGGGCCGGCGGGGCCGCAUCGCCAACCGGCUGUACCGCUACAAGGCGCUCAGCCCGGCCGCCGUGGUGCGCAACGCCCUGGAGCAGGUGGGCUGCAAGGAUCGCGACCUGAGCUGGAGAAACUCUGAGUGUUUCGCUGCCUGGUGCCGAUACGGCAAGCGAGAGUUUAAAAUCGGCGGGGAGCUGCGCAUAGGCAAGCAGCCCUACCGACUGCAGAUCCGGCUGGGUGACAAGCGCAGCCACACGCUGGAGUUUCAGAGCCUGGAGGAUCUGAUCAUGGAGAAGAGGAGAAAUGACCAGAUUGGUAAGGCUGCUGUGAUCCAGGAGCUCUCCAGCCACCUGCAGACUGCAGAGGAGGAGGAAGAGGAGGAGGAAGACCAUCAUCAUCCAGGUGCUCAGACUGCUGUGGAGUAGCAGCCUCAGCACCACCAUUCUGCUUAGCCUGGGUGAUGGGGAUUAAAACUGAAGGCUGCGAAAUUGAGCUGUUAUAAGCCCUUUGGGCUGCUUCGGUGCAGCUUCAUUCCAAUCACAUGUGAAAGGAAGGGGGAAAGCUGAUUAAGUGUCUGUGCUUUAGUGCUUAACUCCUUCAGUGCUAGAUGAUAAAACCCCUGACUUAUUUGUAGAGGAUAAAACUCAGGGCAAUUCUACCCCUCUCCUCUCUCACUUAUUUCCCUUCCUCUCUGCCAUGUUCACACAUAGCCUUUUCCUCAACCGUCUGCCAGUGGGCCUGACCCUACAAGAUGCUAAAUGCCUUUGACAUCUACUUAUCAGCAGAAGUUAGUAGUAUUUAAUAUCAUUUAGAAGUAGCCAACGACUUUCAGGAUAUGACCAUGUAGCUCUGAGCAUGAGGAUAUUUGUUUUCCCUUCUCUUCAGCUGUUUCUCUUCAGCUGUGGCUUCUGUUGGUAUUGCAAGGAGCUGCUUCUCGCCUGGUUUGAGGCUUUGUGGGUUUGGUAACCAGUUCCCCAGAAAGUAUAAGGCAGAAAUCUCCACAGAUUUUAAAGAAAUGGGUUUGAUGUGCCUGGUGCCUUCUUAAUUGAUAGGAGGUUGCAGGUGGGCUGGGGGACCUUCUCCUUUGCCAUCAGUGUGUGGCUUUGGGGACAGGGUUUAUUUAUUGCUGCCAGGCCCCAGGGAAGGAAUCUUGCCUCCCCAGUUAUACUCUGCACACUGGUGUGUGUUGGGACUCCUGCAGGCAGAUGCUGAGCUGUGUCAGGGCUUGUUACAGGCUGCCUUGACUUCUAGAGCAAAUGGCAGAGCUCCUGACUAUGCCUGUAAACACACAGAGGCAGUAGAAGCAGGUUGCUUAUGUGUAAGAGUAUGUCUUGAGCAAGCUGUCCUUCAAGGUGAUCUCUUGGCUGUGAGUGUGCCACAGGUUCUGCACCACAGUGAGCACAGCUGUGAUGGAAGGGAGCACAGGCUGGAAGGCACUACAGGCAGGGAGGCUUGGGUGUUCCAAAGCAGUUUCCUCUUCAUUAGGGAUUUCGUAUUUCCUUUUUUUUUGCUAAUUUCUAUGGUAUGCAGCUGAGCUAUAGCACUAGAGGAGAGGACAUGCCCCCAAAGUUGUGCAAGUCCCUCAGGAAGGUGGAGUGCAGUGCUGCCUGCCCUGAAUAUUCCCUGAACUUUUAUUCAGCUGUUGAACUAAUCUACCACACCGGCAGCACUGUCAGAUCUUUGUCCUGGGGUCUGGGGUGUGUAAACAAGCACUGGUUUGGAGCCAGUUUCUAAUUCAAAAUUGAAGAUAAGCUUGAGUUCAUUUAAAUAAUGGAAAGUAACAGUGUGAUGUAAACUUGAGGCAUAAUUUGUAUGGUCUUCCCUGAAGUUGUUUACAGUUAUACCACAAAUAGCAAAGAACGCUAUGUCCUUUCCACCCCUGUGACAGGAGCAAAGUUUGUUGUUUAAGAAUAGGUAGACACAAGCUUUUGAUUAGUUAAGAUUAUAUGAAGCAACUUUGCCAAUUUGAGCCAAGUGGAUUGUGAUGUCAUGUUUUCUGCCUAAAAUACACAAGCUAGCUGUGAAACACUAAAAUCCAGGGGAAAGUUUAACACCAAGCUCCCUUAGAAUGCUAUAGCUCAGGUGCCUACACUAAGUGUGGUUUUUUUUCACCAAUAUGCAAUUGAGUUAUACUCAGGUUACUGUGGUUGUUGAGCAGAUAUCUAGCCUUGUUUUGGAAGUAUAUCUCCCCAUAUAUGUCUGUGAUAGGGUUAAUAUGUGGAUGUCUGCACACAGGUUUUAUACAACUACUAGUAACUAUUAAAGCUGAAAUGAUCACUGAGACAGUCUGAAAAAGAGUGGAGGAGAGUCUCUCUGUUGUACUUCUGACUGUUAUAAGACAACAGAUUAUCUAGACCAUGAGCAAAUGUCUAGCUGUGGUUUCUUUCAUACUGAAACCUUGUACAUAACAAAGUUUAUUUCACUGUGUAACAUAGCUAUGUAAAAUAAUAUUUUCCUAGAGAUAUUUUUGGAAGUUUAAAAAAGCCCUUCAUAACCUUGCAUUUGAAAGUAAAUUGUUAUGCACGUUAUUUUCCAGUCCUCUGAAUGGGUUUAUUUUUCAUUCAUGAUCUAAAGUAUAUUCUAGGUCAUAAAGUAUAGAAACUGCUAUAAAUGUCAAAUAUUAUGUAUCUACAGGGUACAAAACAGUAAACUAGUUGUGAAAAUAUUUUUCCCUUGUGUCUGAAACAUCAGAACUAUGACACUUAGCCAUUUCUCUCCUUCUAAGAUAACCUGCAUAAUCUGGCUUUGUUUUCUUUUUUUUUGUUGUUGUUUGGUUGGGGUUGGUUUUUUUUGUUUUGUUUUGGGUUUUUAUGUUUUAAUUUAAAGAAGGACCAAAUCUGCUUGGGAAAGGCUUCUUUUACCAACUGAAAUCUUAUCUUGUGCUGGUCUUGGUGCUUCUCUGUACCAGUCAUGCCUUUUGGGAUAAAUUCCCCCACAGGCACAGGGCCUUAGCAAAGAAUUCCAGAGCUUGCAGUGCUUUGCUAGGACAGAGAGUGAAGGGGGAGCUUGCCUCACAGUAAAGUUUGACAUGCAUUCUACUGUGUUAUAAAACCCCUGUUCUCCUCUGACACUUGGGAUACCAGUGUUUGAUAUUUGGAAUCUUAAAACUUCCCUGCAAGCUAUGUUUGGGAAUUUAUUGUCCCCUGACAUUCCACUACGUGUAAAAGUAGAAGAGGGUGGAAAGCUUGGCAUUUUUAAAAUUUUUUUCUGAGAGAGGGUUACCUCCAUCCAGGGAUUUCUUAUUCCAGCAGAUAAAGAUGCAACUGCUGAAUCUUUAACAGGCAGGCUCUUUUCCCCUACCUGUUGAUUAGGCAGUGUUAUUUAAUAGGUGCUACUAAACACCACUGCACACAUUUCUAAGCAGUCUGGUUUUAAAGCCAUGGACCUGUAAUAACCUGGAUGUGAGAACAGAAAUUGCUGUAGGAGCACAUCUCAACUGCUUGGUUUCUUGUCUUUGCUGUCCUUUGCUCAGUUACUCUCUACAGAGUAAGCUGGAAUUUCUGGAGCUUGAUUUUUAAAAAAAAUCCCCCAGGAAAACUGACUCUUUUGUGUAUGUCUCUACUUCAGGACUUCUACAUAGAUCAAAAAAGAGAGGGGAAAGGAAUAGAUAAAGUGCUCUUCCUGCAUCUGCUUUAACAUAGAGAAAUGCAGGUGUGAUCCUUCUGCAGAGCUUGUGCUUUAGCAGAGGUCUUAAGCCCAUAUUGAUUUUAAGGUUUUGAGUAGACCUUACCUACUUGAGGCCACUUGAGAAUCAGUAAGCCCUUUCAUGUGCUUGAAAUUAAGUGUGUAUUUACAUUUCUUUAUGAACUAGGGUCUGGAAUUUCAAUGUGAUGUCUCUGGUGGGAGCGUGGAGGAUCUGAGGUUGCAUAAUCUACAGGGGAGAACAAGUAGUGCAGUGAAAGCUGUUUCUCAAAGGGCCUCUUGUCCAAAGAGCUCAUGGAACCCAGCCCAAACUUUGGCCUCAGUUUCCCCCCAGAAAUCCCAGAGCUGCACUGAUUUGGUGAGAGGUGUGUUGUAGCAGUUGUAAGCUGGUGAUCUGCUGCAGACUUCUCCAGUGUCUUUGUCUUGUCAUGCUUGAACUUUCCCUUGUAUUUUUAACGUAUAAAGUUAAUAUAAUUUAUUUUAAAAGCCCUUUGUGCAAACACUUAAUCUAUAUGAAUUUAGUCAUUUGGGUAUAUCUACUGCUGUGAAUAUCAAUAUGCACAUGUGAAGGCUGGCAAGGCUGAGCCCCAGAUGUGCAAAUGUAGCUCCAGCUAGGAAAUGCAGAUGAGCAGUCUUAUUUCCCUGGAGUAUUGGUGUGUUUGAUGCAAAUAAUGCCUUGGAAAAGGCGUUGUAGUAAAACCUACAAUUAUCCGUUGAUUGAGUAAUUUUAAAAACACAAUUUAGACAUUCACCUUCCGUGGCAGGUGAACAAAGACAUAAACUGACUAUUUUGUUAUCCCUGAUUCUGUGUGAAUGCAAGGUAUUGAUUACAGCAACCCUAGAACUCCUCUGGCCAAUGUGGUAGGCAGUUGCAGAGGCAGGGAAAAUUCUCAAAAGCAACUUCAAAAACUCUAUUUUCUUACUUGGAAAAACAUGUUCUUCAGAGUGAAGGACCCUAGACUGUGGAAGUAAACCUUAAAUUGUUUUGUACUAAUGAAACCAUAGGCAAACUCCUUUUGUUAAUUUGAUUUCACUCUUCCACUCAGUACUAUAAUAGGUGAUAUUGUAUAAUUAUCUGUUUCAGGUUUUGAAUGUAAUGGUGGUUUUCUUUCUCUUCUCCUUUGGUGAAGUUUUACCAAAGGUCUGUCCUUGGGUAUGUGAAGUGUGUUGUCCAGUGGUUUCCCACCUCUGCUUUUCUGACAAUUAACAGCCCCAACCAUAAAGCUAACAGUCAUGUAGGAGCAAAUAUUUUUUGAAAGCAAAAUUUUAAUUUUAUACAAGAGAUCAGAGGCUAGUAACUAAGUAGAGGAAGGAAAUACAUUGUUUCCAACAGCAGUUUCUAUUUGUAAGAAAUCUACUGUUAAUUGAGUGUGCUUGACUAUUUUUAAAAAUCAGUGUGCAGUGACAAGGCCAGAAGUAUUGUAUCAUGGGCUUAGACUUUCAGAUUAGGCUUUUUCUUUAACUGUGAAUAGGAAGAAAUCAGGGUGAUUUUGAACACCAGUGGUUUAGAUGGUUUAAAUUCCUUUGCAUUAAUACUGGAUUAGAAGCUUUCUUUAAAUGCACACUUGAAAUUCCUGACAUUGUAACACUUCAUGAAAUCAUCCACAAUAAGAAGUGUAAUCACAAAUAUGAUUUUUUUUCACCAUGAGCAUUUUCUGUAAGCUGUCUUUUGUCAGUAAAUGUUGAAUUGUUAGUGAAAAUAUCUUCUUUCCCUGAGAAAGAAGUAUGCAUCAUUGAUUGUACCAUUUCCUUCAAAAUGAAGGGCAUUGCAUAGUAACUCAAAAGAAAUAAAAGAUUUAUAGUAUCUUUUACAA
Oenanthe melanoleuca is the source of this 6287-nucleotide messenger RNA. It is a transcript of the gene LRATD2, whose product is annotated as LRAT domain containing 2. The transcript has 3 exons. The record is from RefSeq and is a predicted model, not a curated record. Bases 360 to 1256 code for a protein of 298 amino acids. NCBI's taxonomy places the organism in Eukaryota, Metazoa, Chordata, Aves, Passeriformes, Muscicapidae.